This is a messenger RNA of Gongylonema pulchrum, 531 nucleotides long. Lineage: Eukaryota; Metazoa; Nematoda; Chromadorea; Rhabditida; Gongylonematidae. The record is from the annotation of a GenBank genome assembly.
AUGAACCGGAUUUGGUAUAAAGGUGAACCGCAAGACGUUGUUUUCUUGAAUCGAUACAUUCAUUCAUUCCAAAAAAUUCUCCCACGGUCUGCCUCAAAUUGGGCCAUAGAGCGCCACGUAAAUGAGCGAUUCGAUCAUGGCCGGUACGGCUUGAAACCGAAACAUCGCGCUCUUCAGGCACAUCCUACUGUGAAUGACGAGUUGCCAAAUCGUAUCGCCAGCGGGACCGUUAUUAUCAAGCCAAACAUUGCUUCUUUUGCGGAGCGCGACGUUAUAUUUGAGGAUGGCCGCACUGUAAAGGAUGUUGAUACUGUAAUUUUUGCCACCGGCUAUUCCUUUGAAUUUGCGAUGCUUGAGGAUGGUAACCUGAUCCCUGUUACUGAUAAUCAGGUCAACUUAUAUAAGUACAUGUAUCCACCGCAAUUAUCGCCAAAGGUUAUUACUUAUUGCGCUCAUUUAUUCAUUUUUACGCGUUUUUGCCGUGCAGCGCUAGAGCGCUGCAACAGGCAGCAAAAAAACAUAUUGCAAUGA